AUGGCGUACCCUGCAUCACCAUCAAACAUGAGUACUGAUUCUAAGCAUCAAUCUGGAGAAGGUGAAAGCCUAGUCACCCAGUGGAAACAACGACGGAUGUCCAUCAUGUCCAAGGAAUCACCCGAUGAUUCCAAGCCGGUUGUUUCCAAUCGCAGGCGUUCCACUUUCAAAGGAAUUGCAACAUCUAUUACGUCCUUGUUGCAAAUACGAAGAUCAACUAAAGCGCGACUGAGUAUUCCUGGAACAGAAGAGUUCAAAACACCAAAGCAAAAAAUGGAAAACACAUAUAAAAUGCACCCUGAUCCCGGACAAACAUUUCAACAAAAUACAAUUGAAUCUAUAGCUAAGGAAGUGAUGCAGGAAACGUUAGAUGAUGUCAAGUAUAAUUCAAGCACCUGCAACAGACUGGUGUGCGACAUUUCGCAGACGAUUAAAAACAGGGUAAGGAAGCUCAACAUGGCACGUUACAGGGUCGUCGUUCACGUUUUUAUUGGUCAGCACAAUGAUCAAAGUAUGCAGAUGGCCAGUCGGUGUGUCUGGGACGCUUCAACAGAUAACUUUUGUACUGCAACAUACAAGAACGAUUCGCUAGUGGCUGUUGCCUCAGUGUAUGGUGUGUACUUUGAAUGA
Ylistrum balloti is the source of this 630-nucleotide messenger RNA. RefSeq names its product dynein light chain Tctex-type 5-A-like. The transcript has 2 exons. NCBI's taxonomy places the organism in Eukaryota, Metazoa, Mollusca, Bivalvia, Pectinida, Pectinidae. Gene Ontology annotation, cellular component: cytoplasm; cytoplasmic dynein complex. Gene Ontology annotation, biological process: microtubule-based movement. Bases 1 to 630 code for a protein of 209 amino acids. Gene Ontology annotation, molecular function: dynein intermediate chain binding. The record is from RefSeq and is a predicted model, not a curated record.